This is a messenger RNA of Oncorhynchus nerka (sockeye salmon), 2451 nucleotides long. Its product is annotated as adenosine deaminase 2-A-like. The record is from RefSeq and is a predicted model, not a curated record. Gene Ontology annotation, molecular function: adenosine deaminase activity. Lineage: Eukaryota; Metazoa; Chordata; Actinopteri; Salmoniformes; Salmonidae. Bases 195 to 1709 code for a protein of 504 amino acids. Gene Ontology annotation, biological process: inosine biosynthetic process; adenosine catabolic process. The transcript is spliced from 10 exons.
AUUUCCGAUUAAUACAUGAACGCGGCAUUACACUUCCAGGCUACAGAACUGAUUUUGUUGUUGUUGUUGUAACAGUUGUUGUUAUCGUAUAAAGCAGUAUAGGAGUACACAUUCAUCACUUCACUUUCACGGACAGGUUUGUUCAGUGCCUAUCUAUUCAGUGUUGACCAACAUUGAUUAGCCACACCUUCCCCAUGUUGCACUGGCCAGAGAGCCACCAGGUGGCUAUGGUGUCAGUCCUGCUGUGCUGGUUGACCCUGUGCUGGUGCAGCCCUGACCCUAGGCUCAGAGAGUCUCUGAUGCACCAGGAGGCCUCCCGGCAGACAGGGGGCAGACUGCUGCUGACAGAGGCAGAGCUGCGGCUCAGUGCACAGCUGCACAAACUGAAGGAGCAGGAGAUGAAGAGCUCGGACUUCCCUCCUGCCUUGCACUUCUUCAAGGCAAAGCCACUCAUCCAGCGCAGCCUCAUCUACAGCCUACUGCAGAGGAUGCCCAAAGGAGCAGCACUUCAUGUCCAUGACUUCUCCAUGGUGGGAGUGGAGUGGCUGGUAAGGAAUGUGACAUACCGGCCACAUUGCUACAUGUGCAUUACAGAGGACCAGUCAGUUCGAUUACUCUUCUCCUCUGGUCAGCCCAAACCAAAACCUCAGUGCUCUUCUUGGAUGCUGCUGGAGACCCUGAGGGCCAAAACAGGCAAUACCACUGACCUUGACAAUAGCCUCAUCCGCAACCUCACACUUUUCACUGAGGACCCAGAGGCUGCCUAUCCCAGCCAAGAUGUCGUUUGGAAAAGGUUUGAGCAGGCGUUCACUUCGGCUUGGGGACUAGUCACCUACGCUCCUGUGUUCAAGGACUAUUACUAUGAGGGCCUGAGGCAGUUCUACAUGGAUAGUAUCAUGUAUCUGGAGCUGAGGGCUUUGCUUCCAGAGACAUACGAGCUGGAUGGGAGCACACAUGACAGUGCCUGGGGCCUCAAGACCUAUCAGGACGUGACCAGGCAGUUUGUGUCAGAGCACCCAGACUUCCUGGGAGCUCGUGUCAUCUUCACUGUGCACAGGCAGCUGAAUGCGUCAAUGGCAUGGAAGGCAGUGGAGGAGGCUAUGAACCUACAGAAAGUCUUUCCAGAGAUCAUGGCUGGAUUUGACCUAGUGGGUCGGGAAGAUAGUGGAAGACCCCUCUGGUACUUCAAGGAGGCCUUGUCUCUGCCAGGCGAGAGAGGAGUCAACCUUCCAUUCUUCUUCCAUGCAGGAGAGACUGAUGAAGAGGGCACUGAUGUGGAUGGGAACCUACUGGAUGCUUUACUAUUCAACACGUCUCGCAUCGGCCAUGGCUUUGCCCUGCUGCGCCACCCCGUGGCCAAGGCCCUCUCUAGGAGGAAAGGGGUGGCUGUAGAGGUGUGCCCCAUCUCCAACCAGGUACUGAAACUGGUCUCAGACCUGCGGAAUCACCCAGCUGCUGUUCUGAUGUCAGAGGGCCAUCCCCUGGUGAUCAGUUCAGACGACCCUGCCAUGUUUGGAGCUUCUGGCCUCUCCUAUGAUUUUUACGAGGCGUUUGUGGGUUUAGGUGGAAUGAACUCUCACAUAGGAACUCUCAAGGAACUGGCCAUGAACUCCAUCAGGUACAGCUCUCUGUCGCCACAGCUGAAGGAGAAAGCAUUGGAUUUGUGGCAGAGAAAAUGGGACAAGUUUGUCUCAGAGAACUCACAAUAGAGUCCUGCUGGAACAGAGGAGUGGUCAUUCGGACGCUAACUGUGACAGUGGGAUCACCCCAGUCUGUGAGCCUGUUGCUUGUGCCCCAUAGGAAGGGAAUGAUAUUUGGAAAUGUUGUUCAAAAUUCAGACAAGGGAAAGGAUGUAGGUGUUAUUGAAACAUCAUCUUUGGUAUUUUUCUUUGCCUACGAUGCUGUAGACAGUUUGGCAAAUUAGGGUUGAGAAGGAAAAAGAGAACAAGUUCAUAUUGCCCUCACGUGGAUAGGGUGUGUAUAACACUCCUGUAAGAAAUCAAUCAGGAGACCACACUGCUGUCACCUCCUACAAAAUGGAGGCCCCUGACAGAAGUUGAGUUUACUAGUCAAGGAGUCAUGAAGGAAGCUGUUUUUUUUACACAAAGGCAUUUGAUCAUUAUUAUUUCAGUUGCAGAGAAUUGUAUUUGCACUGUAAUUGUGAAUUCAAGGAGACUCUACAUGGUAAUAGAGCACAGUGAGAAAAAGCUUACACCGAAUGAACUGACCAGCUAGUCUUUUAAUAGCAUUUUAUACUGGUAAUGUGAUUUUAAUGGAGAACAUGUGCAUUUGUUUUGUACAGAUUUUUAUUAAUUAUACGGACACAUUGUGACAAAUGCAUGCAGAACAGUAGGCAAUGCCUUAUUCAUAGACACACUUUUCUAUGAAGACGUUUUUGAUUGUAUUUUUUUAGUUGUGAAAUAGUUUUGAAUUAAGGGAAGGAAAACAUCA